AUGACUAACCAAAAAACAAAUAGUCCAGCCCGUCGACAGCGCAGAUACACUGUAUCACGUUUGCUUGAACUGGCGCCUCAAUCCAGGCCAGCUCAUUUUGAUCUUUCCAAAUUCACAUACGACGCAGCUCGGGCUGGAGUCGUCCCUCCACUAGGCGCCUGCGUGAUGUCCACCCGACGGGCUUCGAGUGACCGGCCUCGUGGCUGGUCCCAGGAGUCUAGCAGCUCUCAGGAAGAGGUCAUCAUCUAUCGAGGUAAUCGCAUGGUCAACGCACCCGAGCGACAGCCCACCGUCCCACCUUCUGAAAGCCGUGCGCAGCAAGACGAAGGCUUUGCUCGAUUUCUCAAGAAACAUUCUUCUCCUACCCACCAACGAGUCACUGCUGGAGGCCGGAUCGUCCCGAUGGAACAGCGUUCACGUCCCCCUGUCUUCUCCCUAGCGCAAGCCAACCAAGGCACAGAAGCAGAUCGCAAGAACAACACACCUGAUGAAGUUAGUGAGGUCGACAAGCCGAGUGCUACUGCUCAGACCCAGGCGAAAGAAGCUGUAACGGACAACAACAUCCCUCAACCCCAGCUACAGCCACACUCUUAUGUGCCCGGCCACGGAGGAGUUGCGGAUGCUUGCGAGACCACAACAGCCGCCGACUUCAAUAUUCUGCCUCCAAACAAUGUCUUUGCUUAUGACGGUGCUCCCCACCAGCCAAAUUAUCUGCAAGCUGUGACAUCAGCGCCUUACUAUGCAGCGGUUCCAGGAGAUGGGUACUUUGUGCAGAAUCCUCAAAUGUACCCGGGCGGUGCAGUGCCCCUGGCUGGCUUCAGCAAUCCAUUCGGCUUAGCCUUUCCAAUGCCUUAUGUCCCCAGCUCCCAGAUACUAGGGCUCCCACCUUCGUGUGGUAUCACCACCACUCCUACCGACCCUCAACCUCGAGAAGACGCACAUGCUCGAGAAAUGCUUUCUGAAAGCACUGCAAACUUUGAGGAGUUUGACCGGCAACUCAAAGCCAUUGACCGUCACCGCGCUAUGACGGAGCACGAUCCACACGUUACCGAUCACCGCCUUGCAAUUGUCCAGUUGCGGGCAGAAGCCAAACGCCUGAUGACCUACUGGUCACAGAAGCUGGGGCUUGACCCGAAAGGGCUUGCGAAAACCUCCACUUAUCAGCCAAGCAGCACUCUCAAUGUGAGAGCUGCUACAUACGUUCCGCUGACGACUCAUCCUUCUCCCGAGACAUUAGCCAAUAGCAUGGGCACUGGAUCGGGACCCCAGACCAUGCAGUUCGAGGUUGAGAGGCCCAAGUUUGAUGUAAGGAGUACUCGUCGUCCCAUUCCAAUUGUGCCACCUCCCAAGGAAUCACCAAGUCCAAAGAAGGAUGCCGACGGUGGAGCUGGAUCAAAAAAUGAGUCAAUCGAGGUCGAUGAAUGGGGCCUCCGUAUCGGUUCACCACCACCUGAGAUCCGACGCCAACAGAGUCAGAUGUUGGAAAGACUCGCCCGCGAAUCCAGCAUUUCUCCAUUGGGCUCCAGUGAGAAUGCGCUCAUUGUUACUCCAGGACCAAGCUCCCAGUCAAUCAGUCCUCAGGAAAAUCCACGUGGAAUGCAAGAGGCCCAUGAGAUGCAUGAAAUCUGCUCAGAGAGUGAGGAGUGGCUGCCAACAAAACCCGGUCGUGCUCCGCCGACCGUGGAACAUUGCUAUGAGCUCCAACUCGACGCCAUGCGACUUCCUUCGGGGGUCACCAGCAAGGUGCGAAUGCCUGAUGGUACUAUUACCGAGGUUCGGGGCCGUGGCUUACAGCGUCCACCAUCAUUCGAGAUGGACGAUUUCGAAAAGCGCUACUGGACAAAGAAGCCCACCGUGACGAAGGAGAUGUGGAAAUUCGUGGAAGGACGACCUUGUGGGGAUGUUUCCAGCAUCGUUGACACCCUUGAGUUCAAGGCUCUUGAAUUUGAAAGCAACGAAAGUCAAACGAAAGAGAACACCAGAGGCGAAUUCUUGAGCCACAGCCCUCAAGCGUCAAAUGGGAACAGCACCGAUCAUCAGUGUAUGGCAAAGGAUGCAAACAGCACCCAGAACUUCCUUCCUGGAUUUGUUCGCAAAGGGUACAGAUCAACGGUUGAGCCAUCCACUGGUUCGGAACCAAGCCUGCCUAUCCUUAAGCAAUCUUCGGCAUCUUCACCAUCGAUUUGGUUGCGAGGAGAAGACAGAAGCGGGUGGGUCUCGACCGAGCAUUUGAGAAACGGCCGAGUGACAGGAUCUGAGGCUCUGAACAACAAAGGCUUUUCGUCCGUCUCUAUCCAAAAUGUUCACGCUAUGGGCCGCCUUCCACACUCGUUGGACGGCGCCAACGAUGGCCACAAACUCUCGGCGAAGUCGCUGCUCUCCGCGGCUAGCAAAACCGCCACUCCAUAUCUGACACCAGGUGCGAUCCCAACUUCGGAGGGGUUUUAUGAGUCCUACCCUCGAGGGGCUCGUGGCAUCGCCAUGGAGAGCGAAGAUGGGUUUCUGGGCCGAAUGGCUAAAAAGGAGGAAAUGUGA
Molecule: messenger RNA, 2535 nt
Organism: Fonsecaea multimorphosa CBS 102226
Lineage: Eukaryota; Fungi; Ascomycota; Eurotiomycetes; Chaetothyriales; Herpotrichiellaceae
Exons: 4
Coding region: 1-2535 (844 amino acids)
Source: RefSeq, a predicted model, not a curated record